Leptosia nina is the source of this 492-nucleotide messenger RNA. The record is from the annotation of a GenBank genome assembly. Lineage: Eukaryota; Metazoa; Arthropoda; Insecta; Lepidoptera; Pieridae.
AUGUUCAACAAAGUUUUGCAGCGGGCGCUGAAAUUCCGCCUGAAGAAGAGUUACCCUACAAACAUUUACGAUUUAAAUAGAGGUGCCGCGAUCGCCGUUCGCCGUCCGUACAGCGAUGAAGUGAAACGAGCUCAGGCGUCUAGCGUAGCCAGCCCCGGCCCGACUAUUUUCGACAAAAUCAUUUCAAAAGAAAUAAAAGCAGACAUUAUUUACGAAGAUGAUUUUUGUCUAGCCUUCAACGACGUAUCUCCUCAAGCGCCCGUCCACUUCCUCGUGAUACCGAAGAAAAGCAUUCCUCGUUUGCAAGAUUGUGAAGCCUCGGAUAAGGAGAUUCUUGGACAUCUGAUGCUGGUUGCUAGAUCUUUGGGAUCCGAGAGGGCUCCCGGCGGUUGGAGGUUGGUGGUGAACAAUGGAAGGCAUGGAGCUCAGUCAGUAUACCAUCUACAUUUACAUGUUCUAGGUGGUCGGCAGAUGGGAUGGCCACCAGGCUAA